This is a messenger RNA of Penicillium robsamsonii, 780 nucleotides long. RefSeq lists its product as uncharacterized. The record is from RefSeq and is a predicted model, not a curated record. Bases 1 to 780 code for a protein of 259 amino acids. Lineage: Eukaryota; Fungi; Ascomycota; Eurotiomycetes; Eurotiales; Aspergillaceae. The transcript is spliced from 4 exons.
AUGCGGUCUCUUUCAUGGCUCGUCUCUCUCCCCAUGGUGGCUGAAGCCGGCGAAGUCCUGUGGAGCGGGUUGUUCGACGCAUCCGCGACCGUCGCUGACUUUGACGAAUGGUCGUGGUCGAACCAAGUCGGCGCUUGGCAGUGGUAUAUUCACGGGUCUGCGCCCACAGAAGAGUACCUGGGUCUCUCACCUGAUCACAAGAACCCGGCCGGUACCAGUGAUGAACAGGGGAUUCGGAUCACCAUUGAUGGCACGUCGUUCUGGAAUGGACAAACCAUGGAACGAUCCGAGAUCAUCCCCCAAACCAAGGCAGAUCUCGGUAGCGGGCAUCUGUUCUACCAUUUCUCCCUGAAGACAGAAGACACCAAUGCUCCGAAUCCAGGCUUCGAGCACCAGAUCGGGUUUUUCGAGAGUCAUUUCACAGAGCUCAAAUACGGCGCUAUAAGCGGCACUUCGGGCGAUGACAACACUCUCCGCUGGUGUGUCGGUGGAGUCUCACACUGGGAAACUGAUUUGGAGGCAGGAUCGUGGUACAACUUCGCCUACGACAUUGAUUUCGACGCAAAAACCGUUGGACUGUGGGCGUCGAAUGGAGCCGAUGACCUAACGGAGGUUGUGCCGGCUGUCAGCGCGUCGACUUCGACAAACUCCGCGGAUUGGCAUGUCGGCGAGUUGCGACUCGAUAAUGGGGGCUCGGAUGCGGCUGCGGAGGAUUGGUUUUGGUCUGGCAUCUUUGUGGAGAAGGCUCCGAUCACGGCUGGUAUUGCGGGUCCUGCGUGA